Molecule: messenger RNA, 1943 nt
Organism: Asterias rubens (European starfish)
Lineage: Eukaryota; Metazoa; Echinodermata; Asteroidea; Forcipulatida; Asteriidae
Exons: 5
Coding region: 399-1262 (287 amino acids)
Source: RefSeq, a predicted model, not a curated record
GUUCUAUGAUCAGGGUGAUUUGUUCCUAAUCAGACUUGCUACACGCCUAAGGAUGUUGCUACUCAUUAUGACACCAAAUCACUCAGUAAAAAUCUAAAUUAAACAACUAAAAUUUCAAAAACUUGAAUGGCUGCAACGUUACCUGUUUGUAUACAAAGUUAGUAGAACACUUUAGGACUGUUCGAGUUUUUGGUUUGAGUCCCAUUUGAAGUAUCAUCUUCUAAUCAUCUCUUGAGGACAUUGCCAGAGGUUUGUGGAGCAUAAGAGGUAACCCAAUCAACGGCUGCAAUCUGUGUGGAAUUAAGCUGUUGAAUAUAACAACCAUUGACGACAGUUGGAGACGAUACCACAAGCAUAAUCAUCAAAAGGAAGAGUUUAAAAGAGAACCAAGAAGCAACAUGAUGAUGGAAGAUGCACUUCGAGAAACACCAAGGAGAUGGAGUUGUUAUAGGAACUGUACCAACUACAUGAGUCUAUGCAACCUCAUCUUCGGACUCCUCUUAAUAAGCUUGUGGGUAGCUUGCUUUGAGAGAUGUCUUAGUAGAAUGAGUAUAGAGAAUGAUGCUGCGGCUCCUCUAUGGACAGGAAUCGUGUGUGUUAUUGUUGGCUCUUUUGGACUGGUGUUUUCUUGCCUGUACUGGAAAAGAAAAAAUGAGACAUUGUUGUUCGUUCUGAUAUUAAUCACGGCUCUAUGUAGCUCUGCUGCCCUCACUCUCUCAGUCUACGCAUCAUUCAAAGAGUUCCAGUUAUAUGAGUCAGAAGGGCGCCCUCUAGAUGUAUUUGAUUAUGGCAUACUGGGCGUGGCCCUUUUUGCAGCAAUGGCGCUCUUCAGUUUCAUUGUGUUUAUUGGAAGUGUCACGUGGGCGUGUAUGUGUGCAUUCAGGCGUCAUCGGUCAAAGGUCCUCCAGGAUGAGAAGAUUUACAUAGAUGCAGAUGGUGAUAUACACAUCGAAGAUGAGGAACCACCAGCCUUCGUUCGAGCUUUCCAGACGGCAUCCCUACCUCGCCCAUCUCGCCUCAGCACCUCAGCAACAAUACAUCCUCUACAACAAGCCACAAGCUAUGAUCGACGCCACUCAAACUACCCACAAUCUAAUCGUGUAUCAUUCAACUUGCCUAAAUACGGGUCGUGGGAUUCGAGACGUGAUACACCUAGAUACCCAACGGCUGGUCCACGGUUCGCAUCCGUCACUGCUGCUGACCGACAGUGGUGGCGCUAUUGUAAUCCAGAUGAAAGGACUAGGCGAGUCAGUGGACUGUAAUGCGAACUAAACUGCGAUUUAAUUAAAUGACAAACACAAUAUUCUUAUAAGAAAUGUUUUUUUCUCUUUAGGUAGAAACUUUCCCAGCACGAGGAGGUGCACUUGCCCCUGCCGCUUCAAGAACAUGUUUCUUGCCUGUGUUUCUUUGGUGGGUGGCUUGAUGUUGGGGUUGUUGAUUACUUUUUCUUUGCUAUUUUAUUUUAUUUAUUGGAAAUAAUAUUAGAUUAACUUUUAUUCCAUAAACUUAAAAACAACGUAUGAACAAUCAAUGAGAACCUAAUGUAUUUUAAUAAAAGGUUGACGCUCAAAAACACAAAUAUUAAGCAUAGUGCCAGUGGAAACAUAGAUGAACGAUCGGUGUUAAUAAAUGAAUCUUUAAAUAAAAUACCAAAAGGGAAACUGACUGGGGGCUUUUAAAGAGUUGGGGCUGUCUUUGUUCAACCCCAAUUAAUUAAAUAAUUAAUUAUUGUUCACUGUGCAUAAUGGGCAUGAAAAUAUUUGUUUUUAAAUAUUCCGUUUUCCUCCUUGUUUAUACUCAAACUACUCGUUUAAGCAAAGUAUAGAUACCGUGAUUUUACUAACAUCAAAUUAGUUAUAUUUUGUCUUAAUAGUAUACAAUUUUCUUCCUCAAUUUGGGUGAAAGUUCUUCAAUGUAAAUUUGCACAUAAUUAAACUCGGAUA